Carassius carassius (crucian carp) is the source of this 2204-nucleotide messenger RNA. It is a transcript of the gene prodha, whose product is annotated as proline dehydrogenase (oxidase) 1a. The record is from RefSeq and is a predicted model, not a curated record. NCBI's taxonomy places the organism in Eukaryota, Metazoa, Chordata, Actinopteri, Cypriniformes, Cyprinidae. The transcript has 14 exons. Gene Ontology annotation, cellular component: mitochondrion. Bases 95 to 1957 code for a protein of 620 amino acids. Gene Ontology annotation, molecular function: proline dehydrogenase activity; FAD binding.
AGUUUGGGGUGUUGCCAUCUCAUUCAUCUAGAAACCUCCAUCGUCACAAGAAGCACUGGUAUUUCCUUUAACACAUCUACCUAAAUUCAUAAACAUGUCUUACUGUAAAGUUCUCCCCGCUGUGGCCAGAGUGAGGCCGGCUCGUGUGUUUGGCGCGAGGCUUCGCUCCACAGCAGCAGCAUCCACGCAGCACAAAGAGCAGAAGAGCGAAGACGCGCCGCUGGCUCCGUCCUGCACGGUGCUGGAGAAGCCCUGCGAGGUGGACCUCAUCCGCCGCAAAGCGCACACGGAGCGCUUGAGGAUCUCCAUAGACUUCGACAACACACAAGAAGCCUACAAGAGCAAAGACACGCUGGAGCUCCUCAGGAGUCUGCUGGUCUUCAAACUCUGCACCUUUGACUUCCUGGUUGACAAAAAUAAAGAGUUGACGGACCUCAGCAGGAAGGUUCUUGGUCAGCAGCUCUUCGAGAAACUGAUGAAAAUGACCUUCUACGGCCAGUUUGUGGCAGGCGAGGACCAGAACGCCAUCAAACCUCUGAUCGAGAAGAACCAGGCGUUUGGUGUGGGUUCAGUGCUUGACUACAGCGUGGAGGAGGACCUGACUCAAGAAGAGGCUGAGAAGAAGGAGAUGGACUCCUGUGUUUCUGAGGCUGAGAAAGAGAGUCAUGGUAUGGAUCAUCGUGAGAAGAAGUACAAAGCUCAUCGUCAGUUCGGAGAUCGGCGUGGAGGAGUGAUCAGCGCUCGCACGUAUUUCUACGCAGACGAGGCCAAGUGUGACCAUCACAUGGAGACCUUCAUCAACUGCAUCAAAGCUUCUGCUGGAAGCUCUGUGGAUGGAUUCUCGGCCAUUAAGAUGACGGCACUGGGCCGGCCGCAGUUCCUGCUGCAGUUCUCCGAGGUCCUGGUGAAGUGGAGGAGGUUCUUCAAUCUGCUGGCGGCUCAUCAGGGGAAGGACGGCAUGGCGAUACUCGAGCAGAAGCUGGAGCUCGAACAGCUGCAGGACAGUUUGAUCAAGCUGGGAGUUGGUGCAAAAUCAGACAUUGAGAACUGGUUUACUGGAGAGAAACUGGGUUCAUCAGGAACCAUUGAUCUGUUGGACUGGAACAGCCUCAUCAAUGACACAACCAAGAUCUCCAACCUGCUGGUGGUGCCCAACAUGGAGAGCGGUCACCUGGAGCCUCUGUUGAGCAAAUUCACUGAUGAAGAGGAGAAACAGAUGAAGAGGAUGCUACAGAGAAUGGACGUCCUCGCCAAGCACGCUGUGGAGAACGGCGUGAGGCUGAUGGUGGACGCAGAACAGACGUAUUUUCAGCCGGCCAUCAGCAGACUCACACUGGAGAUGCAGAGGAUCUUCAACAGAGAAAAACCCAACAUCUUCAACACCUACCAGUGCUACCUGAGAGAGGCGUAUGAUAACGUGUCGGUGGAUGUGGAGCUGUCGCGGCGGGAGGGCUGGUACUUCGGUGCCAAGCUGGUCAGAGGAGCGUACAUGUAUCAGGAGAGAUCUCGCGCGGCAGAGAUCGGAUAUGAAGAUCCCAUCAACCCUGACUAUGAGGCCACCAACAGGAUGUACCACAAGUGUCUGGAGUACAUUCUGGAGGAGAUCAACCACAACAGGAUGGCAAACGUCAUGGUGGCGUCUCACAACGAGGACACAGUCAAAUUCACAUUGGAAAAAAUGAACGAGAUGAGUCUCUCUCCCACCGAGAAUAAGGUUUACUUUGGACAGCUGCUGGGAAUGUGUGAUCAGAUCAGCUUCCCGUUGGGUCAGGCGGGAUUCCCGGUGUACAAGUAUGUGCCGUACGGCCCGGUGAACGAGGUCAUCCCGUACCUGUCUCGCCGAGCGCAGGAGAACCGCGGCUUCAUGAAGGGUUCGCAGCGAGAGCGCAGCCUGCUGUGGAAGGAGCUCAAGCGCAGACUCUUCAGUGGACAACUGCUCUACAAACCUGUCUACUAAACCACAGCAUCAACAUCAGCUGCAGUUAACACGUGGACCUCUUUCUCUACCGCAGAGCAGUACCAUGUUAGUGAGGGAACAUCAUCACAGAAUGGACUUUUUAUAGGAUUUAUAGAUUGGCAUCAGUGGCUGUAAAAUAAACUGGAGUUAAAGACAGUAUGAAAUUGCAUUUGCAAUGCCUUUAACUUCUGCAAUAUGACGUGAAACAGAAAGUGAGACAAUGGAACUUUAUCUGAUGAAAAGCAAA